CGUGUAUGCAGAUUGCGACAUUUCGAUUCAUUUACUACACGCGCCAUCACGAUUUGUGACCAGACGUGAGUCGUCCGUGCGAAAUCAAGACACCUUUUCUUUCCGUUGUUUUGGAAUUAAUUCCUCCCUCGAUGUGCCAAUUAACAGGAUUCUCUACUGCCCCAGUCUCGGCAUUUAUGGCGUUUGCUAAAAUUGCAGGCGAAUACUGCCAAAGCCAGCACAAGUAAAAACUGUAACCGAACUUUCUGGUUUCGCACACGUGGGACACUUCAGCCGUCGCUUCCCCCGUACUCUCUGAAGCGCCCUCGUGUGAGACACAGACUGAACGCUUCUGGACCCCCACGACUCGGUGAGGGUUCGGCGCAAGCAACGUACGACACGUGCAAUCUGCUUUCUCGGGGCCUCGCUUGCAUGCGCGGGCUUCGCCACGGCACAGCGAGAGCUGUUGCACAGAACUUAAACUCUGGACACCACGGAUGGGGUAAGUUGACGGUCGGUGACAGGGCGACUGCCUGGGCCUGGCAAGGGUACCAAGUUGGGGACUGGUCGGUCAGGGGAGCUGGCUAUUGCGGACUUGCUUUCCCGAAGGUUAAGAGCAAGCCGAACCGGUGAUCGGAGAUCUGAAGUCUCGUCUACGAGGGACCCCAAACCGUCAGCUGUGUGUGUGUGUGAGUGUGAACGCGAGUGAUAUCUUGCCUUGGACGUCUAGUACCACUACCUACCCCCUUCCGCGCCCAGCUUAGUAUUUUGUACAUUUCUUCGUUCGUCGCUGUGAUCCUAUGAGGAACUACAGUAUCAACAUGGCCAGAAGCGUGCGACCAGCACCCGUCGAGAUUAUCUACAAACAUACACGAUUUCUUAUCAUCCACAACCCUGACAAGAAUGGACUGGAUCAUUUCAUCAAGGAAUUGAAGAAGAGAGACAUAGUUGAAGUAGCCCGAGUUUGCGAGCCCACCUACGAGACCAAAUUACUGGAGAAUGAAGGAAUACAAGUCCUGGACUGGGCCUUUGACGAUGGUGGAGUGCCUACCAACGAUAUCAUCGAGAAAUGGCUGGAUAUGUUGAAGAAACGUUUUAGCGAGACGCCAGGUAGCUGCGUGGCCGUCCACUGCGUGGCGGGAUUAGGGCGUGCCCCCUUGCUGGUUGCCGUGGCGCUGAUGGAGGCAGGCAUGGGAUAUGAGGAUGCCGUCACCUUGAUAAGAGAGAAACGCCGUGGUGCCAUCAACGCUAAACAGCUAGCCUUUCUGGAGAAGUAUCGCUCCCGGAUGAGACUAAAACUCAAGAAGAACAAACAGGAGCCGUGCUGCAUCCAGUAGAGACACACCGCUCAAAAAAUGUCUCCCUAAAAAAAACAAGGUCACGUAUGACCACCUCCAACGAAAAAAAAAAAGCAUAACGUCCAGCUCCCAAAAUUAAGAAUUUUUGUUAAUGAAUUUAAGCAGGGAAUUUAUUUGUUCUUAGUGAACCACAUAUUUAAUUGAUUAUUUUUUUGUUUGUUAAGUUGUACAGGUGGGAGUACGUAUACCAUACAUGUGUGUUUAAGCAUGGAGCAUUUUAGUUCUAAGUACCCUAAUAUUGGCAAAAACCAUAACCUCAUUUUGUGGUUACCUUACACAGAUUUUAAUUUCCCAAUUUUGUUAAUGUGCGAUCUGCCAGCAGUUAUGCUGCAUACUUUUGGCCGAUUCAGGAAAACUUCCUGACAAAAAUGUCGGGGAAGUUAGGGUUAAAAUGCUUCAUUUAGAUAGGAUCAAUUCAACUAAGUUGCGGUUUUAGGAAUGUGCACAAUUUUAUCUAUCCAUACACUUGCUAAAAAAAAAUAUUACUUCCUGGUAUAAGACAAAUUCACCAGACCAUAAAAGAUGGAGAUUGGUAGUAACGGUUUAAUUGUCAGAUAGCACAGAACAUGUGUGUGGCAUCACUGAUUCCAUUAUUGCCUGGAUUGUGCAUGUGCCCAUUGCCUUACAUGAACAAGUGAAGCCAUGCGCGAGUCACUGUUUGAGCCUCCAAUGGCCGCUGCUACAUAUGUUCAAUGCAUACAGUAUCACAUGCUUUAUCAAGUCUGACACGGUUUUGUGUACGUUUUGGGCCUCCCAAGAUGGCGACCCAGUGGCUUCAGUCUGUUGUCUUGAGGUGCAGUUCAGUUAAUACAUGGUGUCUGGGUACCAGACCAAAAUCAAUAUUCUUGUGCUUUUGGGACGCGACAUCAAGAAUUAAAGGCAUGUCCUCACCUUUUAACAUAGAUCAAUAAAUAUUGGGUACACAUCACUUUAUAACUCUCAAAAUUGUAUUUUUGUGAUAUUUUGGGGAAAUUAUAUUUGAGUAGUACUUCUUCACAUAGAGCAAUAUAUUAAUCAAUAACGCACACACUAAGAAGUUGAGCCAAAAGUGUAGAACUACAGAAAGAAAACCAAAAAUCUAACCAAUAUGAUCCUUACUGAUUGUGCAGCUCCUAAAAUAUCCUUGUUUUUUUGCCUUUUUUUGAUUUUAUUCAUUUGGCAAGAAGACAUUCAGAAUUUUACCUUCAACCCCAAAAAUUGCAACGUUCCAUUCCUCAAAAACAAAGGGACACAUAGCUCCAUUUUGUUUGGAAAAUUUCUCAAGAAUUGGUUGAUUUUUUGUCCCGCAGUAAAUUUCACCUCACAAAACAAGGCUCACGUAGAUGUUCAUGAUUGGCUUUUCCCCAAACAAUUUCUCUGGUAUGUUAUAUAAGAUUUAUUUAUUGGUCAGUAUAGAACAGUACUAGUACACUCUCGGUUGUUUUUAUUGAUCAAUCUCUGAAGAAAAGAAAAGAAAAAUAACUGAGAAAAAGAAUGGCUGAUUUCUUGUCUCCCAAGUUCCAAGUUUCCAAAAUUCACUCGUCUUUUUCCAAAAAAAUUAGUUCCGUUUUGAGUGUUUAAGUUUUGCACAAAAUGUCCAGCUAUUAAAUUUCUGUUUGAUUCAUGAUUUUUUUUCUUGGUAUAAAUGUGUAAUCCUUUAUAGUUUAUUGUAUGAACAACUAGUUAAAAAAAAUACACCACUGAUAAGUUGAAUGCUUGUGGUUAACUCGCUAGUUCAAAGGGUCAAAUGCCAAAGUUCAGGUGUUGGGGGUCAUGCUGAAAUUUAUCCAGUGUAUGUGACAUGGUGAACUUGGAAUUUUUCAAACCAUGCUGCCAAAUUGAGCGAAGUAUCGGUCUUGGCACUUUCAAAUAAGGAAUCUGGGUUUUUAUUUUGUUUUUUUGUCAGUUUUUUUUUCUUCUUUUUUUUUUUUUUAAAUUUGAAUAUGGUCAUGUCAGUUGAAGUCGUUUUGACUUAAAAGUUUCCAAUGUUUUGACCCUAAAUGUAAGUUACGCAAUUUUUUUUGUGUCUUCGAAUUUGAAUGAUUUCAAUUGAAUUAUUUUGUGUACACUUUUAUUGCAUUCUUCUAUGAUUUUAAUAAUUUGCCUUCUUUCUUAGAAAGGGAUAUAACAAUGUUUUGUAGGAACCACACACCUUGUUAUAUUUCUGAGUGGGAUUUUUUUCUCUUACGGAUGUAAAACAAACAUGAAUGUCCACGUAGAGUAUUGUUCUAGCGUGCAAGCAAAACAUCUGCAAUCUCUGCCCAUUAAAUGAAUUCUCUGAAUUGUAUUUAUAAUAUUUCUUUUGCAUGAACAAAAAUGAUGUAAAAUGUUUUUAAAAACCAUAAUCAACACACAAUGAAUUUUGUUAAACAAAAAAAAAUCAAACUAUAAAACAGGCUGAAUUUGUAGUUGCGAAAAUAAUUAUCUCAUUUCUAAACAACAAAAAUCAAACGUUUGCAUUUAUACAUGUUUAAGUAGUUAAGAAAUUGUGAUAUUUAAAUAACACUUGUUCGUCCUGUAACCUGUACUAACAACUGAAAAAAAGGGAGACAAAAAAAUACUAAGAAAAUGCCUUUGAAAAUUGACACUGGACAAGCAGUAAAAUAAUGGACAAAGUCUAUUUUUCACACUGCGUUUCUACUCUGAAAGUGUGCUUUAAAAGAACUAUUUUUAGGUGCUGAAAUUUGAUAUGACCCGUACUGCAUUUUGCUCCUUUUUUUGCUCUUCUGAGAAGUCAAUUGGCAAAGUAGUAUUAUAGCCCCACUAGCCUAGGCCGUAAAAUCCAAAAAAAAAAUUAUCUUGAUUCAGACAGAAAGAAUUCAUUUGAAACUGAUGUGUAACGGACUAUUCAUUUUCUACAAUAGUGGGACUUUUUACAUAUUUUUUUUACCAACAUCGAAGAGAUUUGCUUUAAAUGAAAAACACCUUUUUGGACAUCGGAGAGUUUGCUUGUUUUGCGGUUUGCUAUGUUUUUCAAUGUCUGAUGGAAUCAAAAUGUUGAAGUGGUUUUUUUUUUUCAAACAUCGCAAGACUUUCUAAUCUCAAGCGGCCAUUUUUUCCCCUCAAAUUAAUGUCUCGGUUUAACAGCUGCUUACUUUCAAAGGGUUUGCUUUCUUGAAUUUGUUUGGGCACAAGUCUCUCUGGUAAAUUAAACUGGUGCCUUUAACUUGGCACCAAAUGACAUAAUCAUCAAUGUUAGGCCUCUGGGAACAAGACCAAUAUGGCUGCCCACAGCUGGAAAUUCUGAUUUCAUGUCUCGUUUUUUUCCCCCUUAAGUUCUUUAUAUUUCCAAAUGUAAGUGGGUUUGAAAAAACGUCGUUUCUGUUAUUUUCAAAUCUGUGUAUUACUCAUGGCAUUCGUGUCACAUGAUCUUGUUUUCUGUUGCCAUUGGUUACUUGAAGUUGUGUUUUGCAUAUUCGUGCUUGUUUACCACCCAGUAAUGAGUCUAUUUUCCACAAAGUGUGAUAGUUUUGUCUUAUUCAUUUUAUGUAGAUUGUUUAGGUUAACCUGAUGUCUGAAUCUAUUUCACUUUUUGUUUGCAAGUCAUGAAAUGUCCGUUUUAUUUGUCAAAACUCUGUGUAAUAUCACCUUUAAUAUCACUCAGAAAUUAACGCCCAUUUUUAACGAAACUGAAUAUUAAAGGGUGAAGUUGUCAUGGAUAUUCUUCUGCCUUUUCAGUAUUAAAAUGAAGUUCUUUUGCAAACUUAUAUUAUAAAAUCUCCGAGAACAGUCUUUAAUUUAACUAUAACUUUUUGUGAGUGUCAAACCACACGCACACAUCGUAGAAUAAAUUUACAAACAUCUUUUGAUUAAUUUAUGUAAUUUAAUUUUGAAAAGGUACAUGUGCAUAACGGAUGAAAUUAUUCUUUUUACUGAAAAGGAAACUUUUGAUCAAUACUUCUUGGAUGUUUUUGUCGGCAAACUCAACAGAAAUGUGUCACAGUUUGGGUUUUUUCUUAGCCAAAACAGGAUGGAUUGUAUGCCUUGAUAAUAACCUUUAUCAAUACUUUUUUGGGGGAAAAGACCUUAAGUUUUCUCCCAGAAGUUGCUGCUUGUCCCCUUUACCAGAAAUAAAAACCUGAUUUGAUUAAGUUA
This is a messenger RNA of Patiria miniata (bat star), 5411 nucleotides long. Its product is annotated as protein tyrosine phosphatase type IVA 1-like. Gene Ontology annotation, biological process: protein dephosphorylation. Bases 780 to 1316 code for a protein of 178 amino acids. Gene Ontology annotation, cellular component: nucleus. The transcript has 5 exons. The record is from RefSeq and is a predicted model, not a curated record. Lineage: Eukaryota; Metazoa; Echinodermata; Asteroidea; Valvatida; Asterinidae. Gene Ontology annotation, molecular function: protein tyrosine/serine/threonine phosphatase activity.